Messenger RNA from Linum trigynum, 4495 nucleotides. Lineage: Eukaryota; Viridiplantae; Streptophyta; Magnoliopsida; Malpighiales; Linaceae. The record is from the annotation of a GenBank genome assembly.
UUUGUCCUUUCUAUACGUUUCUGUUUCUGUUUCAUUGGUAAACCGCAAAUUAUGCAGGGAAAUUAUAAUAGAUGACCAAAAAAAAAAAAAGAGAAGAACAAAAAAGAAACAAGUAAUUUACUAGGGCUCUAGGGAAUCAAAAUCAAAGGGAGAAAGAAGAGGAAAAAUUGAAGAAAAAAAACAGCUAGCCAAUUCGCGUAUGGCGGCCCCGAAGACGUUGACGGCCCUGGCUGAAGAGAAGACGUUGCAUGCAAACUUCAUUCGCGACGAGGAUGAACGCCCCAGAGUAGCUUACAAUCAAUUCAGCAACGAAAUCCCGGUGAUCUCCCUUGCCGGCGGGACCAACGAGGAGGCAAAAAGAAGGGAAGAAGUUAGCAAGCAGAUCGUCAAAGCCUGCGAGGAAUGGGGGAUUUUUCAGGUCGUGGAUCAUGGAAUCGACCCGGACCUUAUAUCUAAUAUGACCCGUCUCGCUCUCGAAUUUUUCGCUUUGCCGCCCGAUGAGAAGCUCCGAUUCGACAUGUCCGGUGGGAAGAAAGGUGGCUUCAUUGUUUCCAGCCAUUUACAGGGAGAAGCGGUGCAGGAUUGGCGCGAGAUAGUAACGUACUUUUCGUACCCGAUCCGGAACCGGGACUAUUCGCGGUGGCCGGACAAGCCGCCGGCGUGGAGGGCGGUGACGGAAGAGUACAGCGAGAAGGUAAUGGGAUUGGCAUGCAAACUGCUGGAGCAUCUGUCAGAAGCCCUGGGGUUGGAGAAGGAAGCGCUGACCGAAGCCUGCAUAGAUAUGGACCAAAAAGUGGUGGUGAAUUACUACCCGAAAUGCCCUCAGCCUGACCUGACCCUCGGCCUUAAGCGGCACACUGAUCCGGGGACCAUCACGGUAUUGCACCAGGACCAGGUCGGAGGCCUCCAAGCCACCAGGGAUGGAGGUCAAACCUGGAUCACCGUUAAACCCAUUCAAGGAGCCUUCGUGGUCAACCUCGGUGAUCAUACCCACUUGCUUAGCAACGGGAGGUUCAAGAGCGCGGACCAUCGAGCAGUGGUUAACUCAAACUGUAGCCGGCUCUCAAUAGCCACAUUUCAGAAUCCAGCUCCUGAGGCAAAGGUUUAUCCACUGAAGAUGAGAGAUGGUGAGAAAGUUGUGAUGGAGGAAGCGAUCACAUUUGCGGAGAUGUACAGGAGGAAGAUGAUGCGGGACCUUGAGCUGGCUAGGUUAAAGAAGUUGGCCAAAGAUCAAACAACUGAUGCUGAUGGCAAGGUUAAAGGGGAAGCCACGCCUUUAGAAGAUAUUCUUGCUUGAACUUUUUCUUCUCCUUGUUUUUUUAUAUAUAUAUAUCAUAAAACUGCAACAAGUAUGGUGUCGAUACUACACUUAUGUUGUCAUUUUAUUAGCAGUUACAUAUUGUACAUUAAAUUGGGAGUUGUUAAAGGUGGCCCUUAAAAUUGUUAAAUGUCGCCGUAAAAAACAUCAAAGUUACAAAUUUAACUUUUUAGCUUCUUUACUCUCCCUUUAGCAAACAAACACCACUUAGUAAAGAAAAUAAAACAUUAUUCAAAAGAGAGAAUCCAUCAUCGUCAUUCUGGAGUUGGAAUCGUUGAUAGGACGUCUGGAUCAUGACUAGCGACUAUGAAUCGGUAAAGUUCAUUCCAAAAAUUGAAAAAAAAAAAACAAAAAAAGGGAACCGUAGCUCAUUUGUGGUUGUACCAUGGGCCAACCGCAGCUCACUUGCGGUUCCACCAUGGGCCAACUGCAAGUGAGUUGCGAUUGCACCAUGGGCCAACCGUAACUUGCCUUGAUCAUUUUUUUGGAAAUUUCGAUAGAGAACGAGCGACGACGACGGCAGGAAAGCGCCGGCGGACUGGUGCGUCAAGAGGGAUUCACGAAGAAGGCAGAUGAGGGGUUCAAUUUGAGGAGCUAGGGAUUGUUUGGUUUGUUUAAAUUUUAAAAUUUUAUUGGGGUAUAUAAGUAAUUUAUCAUUAGAGUUAGGGCGAUCGUUAGCCAUUUUAAAGGCGACAUUUAGCGAUUCAGAUUAAAUUUGUGCCUUUGAUUUAGAUUCACCAUUUAUUCCAAACUCGUUGAAUUUAUUAUUUUUGAUUCACCAUUUAUGGACUGUGUGUGGAGUAGAAGGUUGUAGAGAAAUCAUUAAUGGGGUUGGCUGCAAUUAUUAGUAAUUAAAGAAUUGAAAAAAUUAGAAACCACAAACCUAUAAAUAGGCACGAUUGGGAACCCAAGCCAAGAAAAGCAAGAAGUAGCCAAGAAAAGAAGUUCUUUCAUCAAUUCCUCUGAUCUUGUCUACAUCUACAUUACUUAUAAUACAUUUUAAAGAGUUUGAUUUGCUCCAUUUCAAAUUUCCUGCAACGAAAGUGAAAGUAGGAAGGGUAUUUUUGUCUACACAAUCAAUUUUUUAUUUCAUAUAAAAAUAUAUCAAUGCUAGGAUUUGAACCAUGGUUUCUUCCACAAAAGACAAGAAUUGUAACCAAUUAGACUAGACACAUUUGCUAUACUUCAUUAAUACAAAACAUAGAGGAAGUUAAUAUUAUGAAAAACAGAGUACUUUUCUAUCACGGUUAGUUAGCCCGCUAAGUCUCCUGUAAGUAUUUUUUGGUGUUUAUUAAUUCUAUUUUCAUAUUUUAAUAAUUAAUUUAUAAUUUUUUCUAACUUAUAAAUGAAGGAUAAUCUUAAAAUCUCAACACAAAUAUCAUUGGUUGGAAUAUUGUGCAUUGAAUAUAAUUGAAGUGUUGAAUGAAGUGUUCAAUGAAGACAUAAGAGCAUUGGUACCAUACAUUUCAAGAAAAAUAAACAUGACAAACUCCGAUACCAAUUAUCUCGACAGUCUAUGCUAAAAUUCGAAUUUGUUUAAUCAUUCGAUUUGAGUGAUAGUUUAGUCAAAGCAAGCAUAUAAUUUACAAUUGUGUUAUGAACAAAAAUAAAAACAUAUGCAUUGUAUUAUGAAAAAUGUACUUAUUUUAACAAUCUAAAAAACCCCAUCAAGAUUUCCAUAUAUAACCCCUUAUUUCAGCAUUGUAAUUAAUGAGACAAUUUUUAUCAACAUGAUGCAAUGUUCAAGCUAAGGUCCAAUUAUUAAUCACCAGUAUAUAGUAUUCAGCUUAGUAAACUAUUUCAAUAUCCACAGCUAACUAUUAAUGUAACACUCUCAUGCCUAUACUCUAAGCAUUUUUUUUUCUUUUUUCCAAUAUUUUUUGCAGUUAUUUGUUAAAUCAACUAUGUUUCUAGCUUUCCAUCCCUAAUUAUUCACUGCUUCCUACCAACUUAUGAGAAUGAUGAAUAUUUUUUCAUGUGUAAUCUAUUGACUAUGAAUAUUGCUUAUUACUUAAAUUCAACGGUUUCCAUGUCAGGUUUAAUGUCUCCAACAUAUUCUCACAAUUUCUCGAAAAAGCAUCAUAUCUUGCGAUUGAUAUCAUAGUUUUGUUAGGUAAAGUUCAACAAACUCAACCAAUAUUCGAACUCUUUGAAGUAGCUAUCUACAUGUGAAUAUGAAGUAUUAAGUAGCUAAAACUCUACUUGAGUUAGUACGAUCUUUUGCGCUAUCAAUUAAAAUUCAAUACAUGAUUAUCUUAUUACAAUUUAGUCAUACUAAUUAUGCAGUAGGGGACAUCUUAUCAAAAUCGUAUCGAAAGAAUUCUUGAUUGAUAAGUUUCAGGAUGUAAUCAAUUAUACCAAAUAGAAAUGAUCAAAUUUAUAAGAUGCUCUCAAAGUUUGCUAUAAUUAUUGAGGUUCAACAACACGUUAAUCGUAAGGUGGACAUUGGGCAUUUGUCUAUCUCCUAGCUCGCCUAGACACGCUUAGACGUUGCAAUUAAAAUAGUAAUUUUUAAUAAUGAUGAAUGAAGUAACAGUUCUGAAGCACUUUCAUACUUCAGUUCAAAUGAUUUAACAACAAGCAAAAUAACUCUCAAGUUUAUAAUUUUUUUAUACCAAAUGGUAUAAUUAAUUCAUUUAUGAGCUGAAAUAGAUAAUUAUAAGCACUUAAAUUUUAAAGUUAAAACUCAUAUGAUACAAUUGUUUGACGAAAUGGUUUUUUUUAUCAUAGAGUGGUUCUAUCGAGAGAGGUCUCUAAGAAACAUGGCUUACUUUAUUAUUCCUUAGGUAGAUAUAAUAUAUAUCUUCAUCGUUACUUUUACAUUGGAUUCAAUUUAGUAUACUUUUUCAUUUAGGUAGAUUUUUUUAAUGAUUUUUUGGGAUAUAAUAUAUCAUUAUUGUAUGAUGGUGUAGGAUAUUAGUUCCUCUCAUUUUAGGUUCAAAUUGAUGCAUUUUCCCCUUUAUCGUUCCCUUUUAUCAGUUAAUAAUUUUUAUGAUAUUUUUCACUAUGAAAUAUCGUGAGCACAAUCUAUAGACAACAAUUUGUGUUUUUUCGCUUCCUCUUCUCUUUAUUAGAUAUUGUGUCCAUAUUGAUGCUUAUAUUGAUUAUUGAAUUACAACUUUUUUGUUCUGAAGUUUAUGAAACUAAGAUGCAUAUUGAUAAAGAAUGUAAGGUGUU